AUGAUUCCAUCAAAACUUGCUUCUCAUCAUGACUCUUCAAUUCGUGAUGAAAUACACUUUCAAAAACUCUUCUCACCCGAAUUGUUGGCUCUAUUGCAACCUAAAAAUUCAGUAGAGAACAUUAACAAGGAUCAUAUUUCGGUUCAUGAUGUUUCCGACGACGACGAAAGAUCUCAAAAUGCAACACAAAUGAUACCGAAUAUUCCACAACUGGGAUUGUAUUAUGAAAUGAGGGAAAAGAUUUCCACCUCUUCUUCAAUUCCUAAUGAUUAUUUGCAGUACAAUUUUAUUAGGCUUGCUCCACAACUCCUUUCAGAAAACGAAAGGAAUAAUACGGUUUCUCUUGUUUUUGAAAAUCAAUUUAUUGAAAUUUCUAAGCUGCCUAGUCUUGACAACACUCCUGCUCCAAUGAGUGAAACUGUUGUGGAAACAAUCAAAGAGAAGGUAAAACAAGAUUUUGCAAGUUCGAACACGAUCACAUAUUUUGAGCCAUCAUUGAUAACUUUUGAUGAAUUUGAUGAAUCUGCAGAUUGGAUUGAAACAGAAAAGUGA
Molecule: messenger RNA, 552 nt
Organism: Naegleria fowleri
Lineage: Eukaryota; Heterolobosea; Eutetramitea; Acrasida; Naegleriidae
Exons: 1
Coding region: 1-552 (183 amino acids)
Source: RefSeq, a predicted model, not a curated record